AUGAUAGGGGUUCCAAGUAUCAUGUCCUUUGCGGAUGAUACCGUCAAGGUGGUGAGGAGUGAAUAUGAUCACGAUUACGCUCGGUCAUACGUCCCUACCCCGGAAGUGAAGGAAGAAUUAAAGAAAAUUUCCGGAAAACUCGGGGAUUGUUUGUAUGAUGACUACAGAAGAGAGAUAGAUACUCUCAAGCCAAAUGUACAUAUUGAUAAUGAAAUAGCAAUAUUGAUGGCGGCAGAGGAAGAUGUAAAACAGUCCAGACGAAAUCUCAGAAGGAGAGCACGGAAUAUUUGUCCAUCGAGUGGACCCACUAAGGAAGAAGAAUAUGAACUGAAAUAUUUGAACAAACAAUCUCUUCGAAAGAUGUACGAACUAGAAGAUUUUAAGCGAGACUUUAAUACAAAGCCCUUCGUUGCAACCGAAAUGGUGGAUUUGAGUUUUGAAAGAAUUGAAGACAAUAUCCGAAAGAGACAACAGGCUCUCCAGAAUCUUCGAAGAGAAAUCUAUGAGGCAUCUGUACUCCAAUUGGCAGGGUAUUAUGCGAAGGCCAAAGAACUAAAGGAAACUUACACAGAGACUUCAGUGGUUAAUUUAUCCAAUGCUACUAAACCAGAUCAGACAUCAAAGACAAAUGUUGAAAAGUCCAAACAUCGACCAAAGUCUGAUGAGAAAAUGUCUGAGCGUAUACCUGGAACUGCUGAAAAAAUGUCCAAAGCUUCGCCCAAGAAUGCGAUGAAAAAGUCCACACAUGAUACUAAGAUUAAAUUGGAGAAACCCAAGAGAAUUUCUAGAGGCAGCAGUGAAAGUGACACGGAUGGAGAUGAUUCCUACACCAAUGUAAUGGAAACAUACCAGGCUGAGAGAUUGAGAUUUGAAAAGAAUUUGGAAAUCUUCUCUGCACGUCUGGAAGAAUUUGUGGACUCUCAUCGAAAGAUACACGAGGAGGAGGAAGUCUCUAUCAAGCCAAAGAAAAAACAACAAACUGAUGUCAAAAUAUUCAAAACAGUCAAAGCGGAUGUAAAGAUGGUUAACAGUAAUAUCAAAGCAGUCCAGGCCAAUGUCAAGAUGGUCGACAACAAUGUCAAAGCAGUCAAGGCCGAUGUCAAAAUGAUCGACAACAAUGUCAAAUCACUCAAAACUGAUGUUGAAGUUCUCAAAUCCGAUGUCAAUACUCUCAAAAGUGAUGUGAAUGCACUCAAAAGCAAUGUCAAAACUGUUAAAGCAGAUAUCCAAACCGCCAAGGCUAAAGUUAAGACUGUUAAAGUGGUCAAAUCUGAUGUCAAACUGGCCAACGAUGAUGUCAGACCUGAUGUCAAAACAACAAAAUCUGAGGGUAAAAUCGUCCUCCAGGAAAAAACAAAGGAUGCUCAACGUGACAGAAAACAGAAAAGAUCUAGUGAGAAGAGUGAUGUGACUAUUGUCUCCCAACAUGAUUGUCAGGAGAAAAUUCAAGCUCAGACAGUCCAGGAAGAAAGGAGGAGGAAGAAGAAAGUCUUUCGUCUUCCCAGGGAGGACAUUCAGGCUUACGUGGAUUCCUGUGAUCAUGAAAGGGCAGAAAAACGAAGACCAAAGAAAAGGAAAGAGACAAGUGUAAGCAGCAUUUCUGAGGUGCUAGAUUUUCCACUGAAUCAAGAGGAAGAAAAUGGUGGCGAGGUUACCAUGGAUAUUGUGAUGCAGGAACUGGAUAAGGAAGAAAAUGAUGGCGAGGUUACCAUGGAUAUUGUGAUGCAGGAACUGGAUAAGGAAGAAAAGGAUGGCGAGGUUACCAUGGAUAUUGUGAUCAAGGAACUGGAUAAGGAAGGAAGUGACGUAGAUGUUGCUGACGAGUUGGGUGAGCAGCCACUGUGGGAAGAAGAAAGUGAUGGAGAGAUUUCCAAGGAAUUGGUGAUUCUGCCAUUACCCACACUCGACCCCAUGCCUGUGUAUAUUGACAAUUUCCAAGCAAGUUGUGUGCUGACCCAGCUAUUUUCUAGCAGAGAUGACUAUGAUGAGAACUUUGAAGCAGACUAUGUGAUUCCUCCCUAUGAGAGCGAGAGAAGGAUCUAUACUAAACAAAAGAAAGUGUACUGUCACCAGAAUAAACCACACACUGGACAGAGGAGGAAAAUCGUACAUGUAGCACCACAGCGCCGCUAA
This is a messenger RNA of Ylistrum balloti, 2133 nucleotides long. Its product is annotated as putative autophagy-related protein 11. The transcript is spliced from 15 exons. Lineage: Eukaryota; Metazoa; Mollusca; Bivalvia; Pectinida; Pectinidae. Bases 1 to 2133 code for a protein of 710 amino acids. The record is from RefSeq and is a predicted model, not a curated record.